GCAUUUCUUGAUGUAUGUAUAUAAACACACUCCACAUAUUUACAACCUCUCUCACCUUCAUUAGAUCCACCGCCGUCUCUGACGGGAUUAUAUUCAGCCCACUCUCGGUUCCUUGAAAACUCCGGCGACUCUUUUACACUUUUCAUUGAUUACAACGCAGAUCAGAGCAUGAUCUAUGGCGGCUCUUACGAAGAAUAAGUUUGUUUCAUCUAGUAUAUAUACGCCGAGAAAUGGAAUCCUUUCUCUUCCUAGCUUCUUCUUCUUCGUGGUUCUCUUACUUUUGUCUCCGGUGGUUCCACGCGCCGCCGCUCAGCAGCCGCCGACCGACGACAGCACGUACUACAGGAACUUCAGCCCAUCAAUGGCGGUCAUCAUAGUUGUUCUCGUGGCCGCCUUGUUUUUCAUGGGGUUUUUCUCCAUCUACAUCCGCCACUGCAACGAGUCGUCCGCGGGGAACAGCGUGCGGCAAGCGCUGUCGAUGCGGCGGAGGGCGGCGGCGCGUGGGCUCGACGCGUCUGUGAUCGAGACGUUCCCGACCUUCAGCUACGCGGAGGUGAAGGACCAGAGGAUUGGGAAGGGCGCGUUGGAGUGCGCGGUGUGCUUGAACGAGUUCGAAGACGAUGAAACGCUGCGUUUGAUCCCCAAGUGCGAUCACGUGUUUCACCCCGAGUGUAUUGACGCCUGGCUCGAGGCCCACGUGACCUGCCCGGUUUGCCGAGCCAACCUCGCUCCUCAACAGGGGGAUGAACCGGUUCAGACCCCCGAGGUGCCAACACAGGAUCAGCAACAAGAAGACGGUAACGGUAACGGUAACGAUCAGCCACAGAACGAGGAGAUUUCGGUACAUGUAGUGAGCGAUCAAGAGCAACGGCAACAAGACGGCGAAGGAAACGCCGUCAGAGCCAAAUCAGUUAAACGGAAUUUGAGCUUCAAUGUUCCGAACCGGCCGCCUAGAUCGUUUUCAAUAAAACGGCCUAAAAUGUUCAGUAAGUUUAGAUCACACUCGACCGGGCACUCCUUAGUUUUACCCGGAGAGAAUUUGGACCGGUACACGCUAAAACUACCAGAGGAUGUUAGGAAGGAGAUGAUGAACCGGGCCUUAUUGAACCGGGCUAGGAGUAUGGCCGUGCAUUUACCCAGAGACGCGAGCUCAAGGAGGGGCUAUAGAACCGGUGGCGGAGAAGGAAGCAGUCGAGGCGGCCGGUCUUAUCGUAGGAUGGACCGGUUGGACGGGGAAGGCCGGUCGGACCGGUGGCUUUUCUCAAUUGCUCCGCCGUUCUUUUCGCGGUGGCCGUCGAUGAAAUCACCGAAGGUGGUUGCUGAUAACGGCGAGGCUUCCACAUCCACCGGAGGGAAAACAGCCGUUAGAAUGCCGUCAUUCAAGUGUCUUGAACCCAAAGGAGAUGAACCCGAGUUAAUACCGUCUAGCUCGGCACGACCACCGGUCUAGAAUCAGAUUCCGGUUCAGAGGCAACGACAAAAUUUGAUUGUCAAAGGAGCGCGGUAGAUGCUCGGGCGGGUCCCACUUUGAAAAUUUCUUGCCACGAGUGGAGAAGAAUUAUUGAGCACGAAAAGGUUGACUUUGAGUUUUGGCGCUGGUUGUCUUCUACUUCUUCUAGAGACUUUAUUUUUCAUUUCAUUUUAUUUUUUUAUUUUUAUGAAUAAUUAAAAUGAACUCUUUUUUUUUUUUUUUUA
This is a messenger RNA of Ipomoea triloba (trilobed morning glory), 1695 nucleotides long. Its product is annotated as E3 ubiquitin-protein ligase ATL31. The coding region runs from base 176 to 1450 and encodes 424 amino acids. The transcript has a single exon. NCBI's taxonomy places the organism in Eukaryota, Viridiplantae, Streptophyta, Magnoliopsida, Solanales, Convolvulaceae. The record is from RefSeq and is a predicted model, not a curated record.